AUUAGAAUCUCACUCUCCCUCUCCUUUUUCAUUAUGUUGGGCCUAUGUUUUGUCAGCCAAGGAUACAAGAGAAGCAUGCUCAUCAUGCAUGGGAGUCGAUAAACAGAGCAACGUAGGACAGAAUGGCUUUAUCUCGCUCUCAAUCACAACAAACCAUUCAUUUCCUGAAACCCAACAAACACAUAGCAAUCAUAAACAAAACCCACAAUUUGUAUUUCCCUCAUUUAUUCAUCUUCCUUCAAAUCCCCCAAUCAAAACUCGAACCCCAUUUUCCAUUUUCUUUCUUUUUUUUUUUUUUGACAACUUUUGUCUAUUCAAAACAUCCAAUCCCAACCAGCAUCUGCAGCUGAAACACGACAAGCAUCACCUGUCAAACAUCUUCUGUCGCCUGCUGAAAUGGAGUUCCGAUCACGACACUUAAUAUCUCCCAAGGUUAGACCAAUCGAUGUUUUCUAGAAUUUCUUGUUUCAAUAUUAGAUGGAUAAGAUGGGGAUGGAGUUUUCAAGAAUCUGUAUCUCUUUUGGGUUAGGAUUGUUAUGAUCCCUUGGAUCCUAAUGGAAACAUUACCAUUACUUAUGAUAUUCAAACUUGGACCACUCGUGGAUAUGUGGGGAGAGUUACUAUCCAAAACUACUAUCAGUUCCGGCAUGUCGAGAAUCCAGGUUGGAAGUUGGCGUGGACAUGGACGAGGGGUGAAGUCAUCUGGUCAAUGAAUGGAGCUUUUGCAACUGAACAGGGGAAUUGCUCGUUGUUCAAGUUUGACAUUCCACAUUCCUGUGAGGAGAGACCUGUCAUUCUUGAUCUCAUGCCGGAGGCAUCACUGGGGAACAGGUCGGAGGGUUGUUGCCGCAGUGGGGUUCUUUCUGCUUGGGCUGUGGACCGUUCCAAGUCUUUCUCUUCGUUUGAAAUCUCAGUGGGGAGCAAGGACGAAGAUGGCAAUGAGCUACCACCUGCCAAUAUUACUCUCAUGGCGCCUGGUCCUGGUUACACUUGCAGCCCGUUUCUGGACUCUCAUCCAACUGUUUCUUCUGUAAUUGAUGGCAAAAGAGAAGUUCAGGUUUUCAGAACAUGGAAAUCAACAUGUACUUACUCCAUAUUUGUGGAUAACAAGACACCAGUCUGUUGUGUUUCACUCUCAGCGUUUUACAAUCCCUCUAUCACACCUUGCCCUUCAUGCAGCUGUGGAUGCAGAAAAGCAAACAAAAGCUCUGUUCAAUGUACAAGAGAUGAAUACCAGUUGUCAUCCUCGGAUUCUGCUACUAAUCUUUCCUCUGUACGGUGCUCGGAUCACAUGUGCCCGGUUCGAGUGCAUUGGCAUGUGGAGACGAACUAUAUCAACCAUUGGAGGGUGAAACUCACAGUUUCCAACUACAACUAUAACAGAAACUACUCAAACUGGAACAUCCUAGUGCAGCAUCCAGGAUUUGGCCAAUCAACAGAAGCAUUUAGUUUCAAUAGUUCGCAACUUCCAUCCUUAAGAUAUGGGGAUGAGUUGGCUCUCUUUUGGGGCAUAGAGAAUUUCAACACAGAGCUUGUGCAGUCAACUGAGAGCAAUAUGGGGUAUGUGACGACAGAUAUUCUUUUUGAGAAAGAUUUGGAAUCAUUCACAUUAAGCAAUGGUUGGGCCCUUCCAAGAAGAGUUUAUUUCAAUGGAGAUAACUGUCAUAUGCCUUUACCAGAUACCUUCCCAAUGCUACCAAAUGGGAAUACUAAGCAAAGCCUCUCACUUUACCUCUUCAUUCUUCUCUUCUUUUUUGACCUUUUUGUUUUGGUGAAAGUAUAGUAUGGGUUGUUUGGCUCCUUGGUUUUGUGAGUACGAGAACGAUAAUUUGUGAGCAUAGGAAAAAAUAUGAAAGGAAUUUUUUUAGUAAUAUAAUCAAUAGUCUUGUUAUUGAA
Messenger RNA from Cucumis melo (muskmelon), 1896 nucleotides. Its product is annotated as COBRA-like protein 2. The coding region runs from base 710 to 1783 and encodes 357 amino acids. Gene Ontology annotation, biological process: plant-type cell wall cellulose biosynthetic process; cellulose microfibril organization. The transcript is spliced from 6 exons. Lineage: Eukaryota; Viridiplantae; Streptophyta; Magnoliopsida; Cucurbitales; Cucurbitaceae. The record is from RefSeq and is a predicted model, not a curated record. Gene Ontology annotation, cellular component: plasma membrane.